Aphidius gifuensis is the source of this 6023-nucleotide messenger RNA. It is a transcript of the gene gpp, whose product is annotated as histone-lysine N-methyltransferase, H3 lysine-79 specific. Gene Ontology annotation, cellular component: nucleus. The record is from RefSeq and is a predicted model, not a curated record. Gene Ontology annotation, biological process: DNA damage checkpoint signaling; DNA repair; regulation of transcription regulatory region DNA binding. Lineage: Eukaryota; Metazoa; Arthropoda; Insecta; Hymenoptera; Braconidae. The transcript has 6 exons. The coding region runs from base 917 to 5140 and encodes 1407 amino acids. Gene Ontology annotation, molecular function: histone H3K79 methyltransferase activity.
CACGGGUAUACGUGAUGGUCUCUCAUGACGCCAUGUUUUGAUAUAUAUUAUUAUACCCCCUCAGUCCCCCCUAUCCAUAGCCAAAAAGCAAUAUACGUUCUGUCCAGUGUUUUUCAAUGUGCAGUUUUAAUACAGUGUAUAUAUAUUUAUAUCUCUCUUACUCCAAUAAACACACACAACUUACUUCAGUGUUUUUGUUAACAACAAUAUUUUUUUUUUAAUUUUUCUUUCAUUUGCAUUCUUCUGGCUUUUUUUUUUUUUCUACAUUGAGGUUCUUUACACUCAAGUGUAUGUAUAUUCUCCCUCUCUUUUUACUUGAUCAUCAAGAUCCCGUUACAUUGCUUUAUAAUAAUCAAAAAUAGUGUUGAAACAUUGUCGCAUAUAUUUUUUUAUAAUAAAAAAUUAAUGUGAUAAAAAUUUAAAAAUUUAUUAUAAAUUUAGUGAUGAUUGUUUAAAGCCUAGUAUAAUUUAAUAUAAAUAAUUAUCAAUUUGCUUGACAACAGUGUACAUUAAAAUAAUAACAAUAACAAUAAUAAUAAUAAUAUAAUAAAUAAAUAUAUUUUUUUAUUAUCUUGACUGGAUUAUAGUGAAAAUUGUGUUUGUUAAUAAAUAUUAUUCAUUUGCUGAUGCAGAAAAAAGUGAUAAUAUUGUGGGGGGGGAUCCCUGAGCGUCCACAUCACCGUCGUGGUUGGAUCCUAGUGAACAUUGUAUCAAUAAAAUAUAUAUAAUUUAAUUACGUCAUCAAUAUUAUUAUUGUGUUUAUAUUUUAAUUGAUAUAUAAAUAUUCAAUAUAAAUAAACACACUGGCCUCGGGAGAAUUAUUAUUGUUAUUUUUUUUUUAUAUUUUUUUAUUUGUUUAAAAAAUUAUCAUAAACACAAAACAUCUUGAGAGAUAGAUAGAUUUAUAAAAAACAACAUGGAGUUGCGACUACAUUCACCUGCUGGGGCUGAACCCAUUGUUUAUCAGUGGCCACUUACAUCAGGAUCAGGAAAUGAUAAACAUGAUGGUGCACUUGAUGUUGUUGAGACAAUGCGAUGGGUUUGUGAAGAUUUGCCAGAUCUUAAAUUACCAUUGGAAAAUAAUAUACUUGUUAAUUAUGAUACAAGAGAUUAUGAAAGUAUGAAGGGUCUUUGUGAUCGUUUUAAUCGUGCUAUUGAUAGUUUAGUACAAUUGGAAAAAGGUACAAGUUUACCAUCACAAAGAUUAAAUAAACGACCAAGUAGAUGUUUACUUCGUCAUAUACUUCAACAGACAUAUAAUCAGGCAGUUGUUGAACCAGAUAAAUUAAAUCAAUAUGAGCCAUUUUCACCAGAAGUUUAUGGUGAAACAAGUUAUGAAUUAAUUUGUCAAAUGAUUGAUCAAAUUGAAAUAAAUGAAGAGGAUGUAUUUGUUGAUCUUGGUUCUGGUGUUGGACAAGUUGUAUUACAAAUGGCUGCAGCAACAUCCUGUAAAAUAUGUCUUGGUAUUGAAAGAGCAGAUGUGCCUUCACGUUAUGCAAUAAGCAUGGAAUUAAAUUUUAAAAAAUGGCUUAAUUUUUAUGGUAAACGUUGUGGUGAAUAUCGUAUUGUAAAAGGUGAUUUUUUAGCUGAUGAACAUCGUGAAAGUAUAACUGGUGCAACAAUUGUAUUUGUUAAUAAUUUUGCAUUUGGGCCAACUGUUGAUCAUUCAUUGAAAGAACGUUUUGCUGAUUUACGUGAUGGUGCUAAAAUUGUAUCAUCAAAAUCAUUUUGUCCAUUAAAUUUUCGUAUAACUGAUCGUAAUUUAAGUGAUAUUGGUACAAUAAUGCAUGUAUCAGAAAUGACACCAUUAAAAGGUUCAGUAUCAUGGACUGGUAAACCUGUAUCAUAUUAUCUUCAUGUUAUUGAUCGUACAAAACUUGAACGUUAUUUUCUACGUUUAAAAAAUAAUCGUCUUGGUGGAAUAGAUAAUACAGAUACUGAUUCUGUGAUAAAUAAUACUGCCAGUAAUUGUAGUAAAUUGUCAAAUAAAUCAGAACGUGGUGAACGUGCUAAACGUGAUUUAUCAAGACAACUUGAAAGUCCAAAUAAUUCAGAAUUAUUAGGUACAGCAAGUGAUACUGAUGAUGAUAGUAUUAAAACACGUAGACAAUCAUCUAAAAUACGUAGAAAAUUAAAUAGAAAAGUAACAAGUGGUUUACCAAGACAACCACCAAAAGCUAAACAACAACGUGGUAGAGCUGUUAAAAAAACUAAACCUAAAAAAAGUAUAAAUAUAACUGGUUUAGAUUUAUUACAUAAUCAGACAUUACUCAGUACAUCACCACAAGCUAUUGGUAAAAAAUUACCACCAGCACCUGGUUGUGUUGAUCAGCAUUUAUCAUCAUUGUCAUUAUCAUUACAACCACAUUCAACAACUGUACAUGAAGAACUCAGUAUACCAUCAGCACCAGCAGCAACACCAUAUGCACUACAAAUACUUCUUGAUUUAUACAGAGACCAAUUUAUGACGAUGUUUGAAUCAAUGAGAUCACCGACUUACAAAGUUACUGUUAAUAAUGAUUUAACCAAGGAAAGAGAAAGAAAUUCAAAAUUACAAAGUCGUGCUGCACAAUUGGAAAAACAAAUUAAAGUAUUGAUUGAUGAUAGUGUGGCUUUGUUAAAAGCAAGAAUGACAGAGUUGGGAAUUAAUGCAACAUCACCUUGUGAUUUACUAACCAAAGCUAAAGAAAUUGUCUUGAGGCAUAAACAAUUACAGAAUAAAGCCAGUAAAUUACAGGCACAAGUAUCAUCAAUGGAAACUGAACAAAAUCGUUUAUCAACUAUCAGACAUCAAGAGUUGCAAGAAAAAUAUAAUAUAUCUAAUGUUAAUCCACCACAAGUUGUUACACAAGAUUAUAUACUCAAAGAAAUUUCAACAACUCUUUCACAAAGAAAGAAACUUCAUUCACAGGUAUCAAAACUUGAACAAGAAUUAAAUAGUUUGGAGCGAACAACAUCUGAAAAACAAUCAGUUGCAUUGGCACAACAGCAACAGCAACAACAGCUACAACAACAACAACAACAACAGCAACAACAACAACAACAACAACAGCAACAGCAGCAGCAACAACAACAACAGCAGCAACAACGUGAAUCAAUAUCAAAUAAACAUUCUCAAAAUUCUCAUUCACAACAAAAUGGUAAAUCUACAUCAUCAAGAAAACAUCGUGAAAAUCGUUCACGUUCACAAGAAUGGCCAGAUGUGCCAGAUAUUGGAAAAAUUCAAGAAAAUAAUCCUGAAAUUCUUGCUCAAAAAAUACUUGAAACUGGCCGUCAAAUUGAAGCUGGAAGAAUACCAAGUCGUCAAAAUUCAUCAUCUGUUAAUAAUUCAAGUUCAAAUAAUACAAGAGUACGUUUACCACAAACAAAUUUUAAUUUUUCAUCAUCACCACAACCACAAAAUCAUCGUGAAACAACACCAAAUCGUAUUCAAGAACCACCAAGAGUUGCAAACUUUGAGGAUCGUUUAAAAAGUAUUAUUACAAGUGUAUUAAAUGAAGAUCAACAAAAUAGAACAAAACAACAACAACAGCAACAACAUCAUCAACAUCCACAACAACAACAGCAAACACAACAUCAUCAACAACAACAGCAUCAGAAUCAUCAUCAUCAACAACAACACCAUCAAAACCAUCAUCAUCCACAACAACAACAAUCACACAAUUUAACACAACCACAAUCAUCUCAAUUUAAUGAACUUGAUCGUAAACGUACAUUAUCACAAACAACAGGAACACCUGAUUAUACACAAGUGUCACCAGCAAAACUUGCAUUACGUCGACAUUUAUCACAAGAACGUUUAACGUCAUCUUCUUCAUCUUCAUCAACAACAACAACAUCAUCACAUGUAUCAAGUGGUGAUAGAUUAAUAAAUGAUCGUCCAUCAAGUCGUGAACCACGACAAUCACAAAAUCCAUCUGGAUAUUUAGGUACACGAACAAUUGGUGAUCUUGUUAGUGGUGAAAUUGAAAGAACUCUUGAAAUAUCAAAUCAAUCAAUAAUAAAUGCUGCUGUUGAUAUGAGUGCAAUGGCAAGAUCUGAGGCUGUUUAUUCACCAAUAAGUAGACCAACAAGUGCUGAAGGUGAAACUGGUCUUGCAACACUUGCACAUGUUGCUAGUUAUGCACCAAAUUCAGCAGCAGCAGCAGCAGCAGCCGCUGCAGCAGGAUCAACAACAACACCAUCAGCAUCAACAUCAACAACAUCAUCAAGAUCAUCAGUUUUAUUUACACCUGGUAAUCAAGGACAAAGAUAUACACCAGUACAAUUACCACGUGCUGAUAUAAAACCAUAUCAUGAAAGUUAUUUUUCUGAUAAUACAUCACAACCACAAAUUAAUCAAACUCAAUCAGCACCACCAUUACACUCAAUGGGACAACCAUCAAAUGGUGAUGUACCAGUUGAAGGUCUUGCUGCAUCACUUCAUGCUAGAAUUAUUAAUAAUAAUACAAAUAAAAAUGAUAAUGCAAGAAGAUAUCAACCAUAUUCAAGAUAUCCAAGUUGUAGUAGUAGAAGUUCAAAUGACAGUCGAGUACCAUCACCUUCACCAUCACCACAAUUGUCUAGUACAGUUGUUAAAACUGAAUCAUCUGUCAGUACAUCUGGUGCACCUUUGAGCCCAAUGGCUGAGCCACACUCAAAUACAUCAACUCCACUUGUCGAUGAACCUCAUAUGAUUACACAGAGGCAAAGAAAUGGCAUUGGUGAUGAUGAUGGUGAGACAGAUUGGCAAGAUCGUAUAAGUUCUGGAUUUGAUCGAUUAGUUGCAUUUGCAUCAACUGAACUUGAUAAACGUCGACGUUCAACUGAAGGUGUUAAUACAAGUCCAGACAGUGGAUUAGGUUUAGAUACAGCUGUUAUUGGACCACCACCAAUUGUUCCAUCACCUGAUGAUGCAUUAGGACCACCAAGAACACCAUCACCACUUAGUCCAAGGCCAACAAAUUCAUCAAAUAAUAGUAGUACAUCAACAGUACCACUUAAAUAUCAACGUCAAACUGAUCCAGAACGUCAUCAUUUUAAAAAAAAAUUCUUUUAUAAUUCAUCUGGUAGUACAAGUAAAUUUCGACCGAAAGGAAAAGACUGGGAUUGGCAUAGUAAUUCGGGUAAUUGGCCCUCAUCAAAUAGCGAUCAAUCGUAAUUUUUUUUUCAUUAUUAUUGACUAUUAUUAAUUUAAAAAAAUUAAUUAACAUUUUUUUUUUUUUCUUCCUUUUUUCCUUAUUUAUUUAUUACUACUAUUAUUAUUAUUUUCUUGUUUUUUGUUAGUUAGUAAAUUUAUUUGAAAGAGGGUGAAUAAAGGAAAAAUUGUUUUUGUAAAAAUUUAGUUAUUGUUACAUAUGUUUAGGUCCAGGAUCUACUGUAUUGCGUGUUAUUAAAAAAACGUUAAUUAUAAUUUAUUUUAUUAUUAUUAUUAUUUAAGUUUUUUUUUUUUUUUUUUUUAAUUACUUUUGACCUAAUUUGUCGAGUUGAUUCAAGUUUUUUAAAAAUUUUUUUUUCCAAUAGAAAUGAAUAUACAAAAAAAAAAAUGUAUAGAAAAAUAAAAAAGGUAAAAGCUUUCUGCAAAAGGUUUUUGUAUUUACGAUAAAAUACUGAUCGUAUUGAACGCGAAUUACCUGGGAUUAGAGACUGAUACAAUGAUAUAAUUGGUUAAGUUAAUCAACCAAAAUGAAAAAAUAAAAAGAGAUUUUUAAAUAGACAAAAAGAAAAAAAAAAAAAGAAAACCUUUGUGUGUUCGGUUGCAAAAAUAAAUUGCAAAGCAAACAAGAGUGAGUUUUUUUUUUCUUUUUUUUUUUUUUCAAAUUUAUAUAUAGAUAUAUAUAAAGCAAGAUCACAUUGACUAAAAGUGUUCAUAUUGUAAUUUCUUAGUGUAUUUGAAAUAAAAAAAUAAAUAAAAAAUUGUAUCGUCGUGAAUGGUAAACAUUGCAAUAAGCAAGUCAAACAAACAAAAUAUAUAUUUAAAAAAACAAGUAUAAAUAAUUGUACACAAUAAUUAAUGGAAAAAAAAAAAUAAAAAAAUAAAUUUA